AUGAGAGAAUUUAAUCCACAUAAACGAAGAACAGGAAGCAUAUAGAGCAAUGAACCAGAUCUCUUAUUUCAUGUUAAUCUCAAAAGCAGAAGAAAAAGCUGUACAUGCACUUAAUGUGGAAAAGAAAGUGAAUAUUAAAUAAGGUUUCAUGAUGUUCAGAUUUUAUAAUGGGCAUCCACAUCCAAUAACAAUGAAUCUGAUAAUUCAACACAACAGGAAAUUAAAAGACUUGAACAUUUAGAAAGCAGAUUAAAAACCUGUCAAGAAGAUUUUGAAAAGUUUCAUCUGACAUCCAAAAAAAGAAGGAAAAGCUGCCAUUGUUCUGAAUGUGGGAAUUUGACACAAUUUGAAGUAAGAAACCAAAAUAUACCACUAUUCAAACCUAUCUCUAUUAAAAAUUGUAAAAAUUCACGAAAAGUCCAUUAAUUAAUAUCGAACAUUAACAUGUAAACAAAGAGUCAAUUUUUUAGGAAUUUUAAAUAAUAAAAUCAUGGAUUAAUGUAUUAGCUUAGUAAUUAAACCUCAAAAACAACUACCAGAUUACUCAAACAAUCCAAACUAAAAUUACCUAAUUUUGAAUCCAGACUAUCUUUAACUCCUAAAUUAGCAAAUUCACCUUUGAGUGAACAAUCCUCGCCAUAAUAGCCUAAAAUGAACUCCUUUGAUUACACCCUAAAUGCUGUUUACCUCAAUCCUUAUUUGGGAUCUUCUAAAAAGUUUCUUUCCCCUCCUCGAAAUUUUGCUCCAAAGUUACCUUCCAUUACUUAGAAAAUAAAAGAUGAACAAAUGUAUUAGAGAAAAUCUUUAAUGCGAAAACGUGAUUGA
Molecule: messenger RNA, 825 nt
Organism: Paramecium tetraurelia
Lineage: Eukaryota; Ciliophora; Oligohymenophorea; Peniculida; Parameciidae
Exons: 2
Source: RefSeq, a predicted model, not a curated record